ACCAAUUUUGAGUUACUUACUACUUUAAUAAUAGGAAAUUGUCAGCUGAAAGAUCUGCAUGGAAUAGCAAUGGCUUCAAAUUUGCUCAGAUUAGAUGUUUCAAACAAUCAAAUCUGUGAUACGUCACCAAUCACUUUUUUGGAAAAAAUAGAAAAUAUCAACAUUGAAAAUAAUUUAAUAACUGAUGUUCUACAUGUUCAUUAUUUAUUGUUUUGUGGCAAUUUAAAGACUUUAUUCAUUGGUGGAAAUCCAGUUUGUGACAAAACAGAUGAAUUAGGAGAACUCAGUAUUUCAAAAGUCGAAAUAAAUUUUAACGUAAACUCUCCUUGUGACAUAAGGAGAAUGCACGGUGAAAUUCCUUCUAAUGAAACCGGCAUAUUAUAUUUAAUAAAAAAUAUUUUAUUCUAGAAAAUACAAACAUUGAAACU
This is a messenger RNA of Octopus sinensis (East Asian common octopus), 428 nucleotides long. RefSeq lists its product as uncharacterized. The coding region runs from base 70 to 408 and encodes 112 amino acids. The transcript is spliced from 2 exons. Gene Ontology annotation, molecular function: protein binding. Lineage: Eukaryota; Metazoa; Mollusca; Cephalopoda; Octopoda; Octopodidae. The record is from RefSeq and is a predicted model, not a curated record.